Molecule: messenger RNA, 1411 nt
Organism: Uranotaenia lowii
Lineage: Eukaryota; Metazoa; Arthropoda; Insecta; Diptera; Culicidae
Product: farnesol dehydrogenase-like
Exons: 2
Coding region: 674-1411 (245 amino acids)
Source: RefSeq, a predicted model, not a curated record
CAAUCCUCUGAGGCGGGCAAACUGGCUUAGCGCACUCAGUCAGGUCGCGACAGCUCAGCGUAUAAGCCGCAUAUCCGGUUAAGUGGCCCUACCCCAUCGGUGGGAUUUUCCGGAGGGCAAAUUGCUGUUGCACAACUAUAAUGGGAAAAAACCUCAAAAUGAUGAAUAUGGGCCUAAAUAAGCCUGGAAAAUCAAUAUUGAGACUAAAUUUGGUUUUAACUUGAAACUAGAAAAAGUGUGGUUUACUGAACAAAAUCAAAUUUUUUGAUUUCCAACUUUUUUUUUCUGAUUCAAAAUUAAUCCCGAAUGUUUGUUUCAUCAUUUCACGUCAUUUUAAUGAAGACAGUAAGUAGUUUGGUAAAGAAUCACAGCUCAAAUAUAAAAUUCCUUAACGCUAGAGGACAUCUCUUAAAACCCCCUUUUAAAACCUAUGAAAACCUUUGGAAUUCUAAAAAACUUCUUAAAAUGCAGUUAUCUAUUCAAAUAAUUCGUAGAAGCAUUAUUAUUCACUUUUACACAGUUACACAAAAAUUAUCGGUUGUAAGUCUGUAUCAUAAAUCACAGUGAAGCCUGUUAAACAACACCGGCCGUCAGUUAUUAAAAACCUGAUCAAUUUUGUCCGAAACAUCCAUAAUAGUGCUAACAGUCGAACUAGUUGAGCCAUCAUAUAAUCAUGGAUCGUUGGGUUGGUAAGAUUGCUGUUGUAACCGGGGCAAGCUCCGGCAUCGGAGCGGCCACUGCCAAAGAACUGGCCAAGGCAGGAAUGAUUGUUGUCGGAAUGGCCAGAAGGGUUCAGCUCAUCGAGGCUUUGAAGGCAGAUCUUCCGGCUGAAGCUGCAGCAAGAUUGCAUGCGAUUCGAUGUGAUGUAACCAAGGAAUCCGACAUACUGGCAGCUUUCGAAAUUAUUAGCACCAAAUUUGGCGGUAUUGACGUUAUGGUAAACAAUGCGGGAGUCUCUGAACUUCCUAUAAAUUUGGGGGAAGGGAAUAGCGAAUCCUUGGCACGAAUUUAUAAAACGAACGUUUUCGGAUUGCUGGUGGGAAGUCGCGAAGCAUACCAGUCAAUGAAGGCGCGAGGAGUUGAUGGUCAUAUCAUUCACAUGGGAAGCCUUUUGGGCCGUCGGGUUCCAGAUAUUCCGGAAUCAUCCCUUUACAGUCCCACUAAAUUUGCGGUGCGCGCCAUCACCGAAGCAAUGCAAUUAGAACUUCGUAAGGAAAAUUCUAAAAUCAGAGUGACGUGUGUAAGUCCGAGUGCGGUGCUAACGGCAAUAACACAAGAAUUCGCGGGAUUUGAACCGAUACUGGAGCCGAUUGAUAUAGCCCAGGCUGUCAUACAUGCCUUGAAGUGUCCACCCAAUGUUCGAGUGCAGGAGGUCGUGGUAAGAGCUACACAAGAUGUUCUUAAUUCUUAA